CUUUUUUCCCAUUACCUUUUCCUUUUCCUUUUCCUUUUCCUUUCCUUUCCUUUCCUUUUCUUUUCUUUUCUUUUCUUUUCUUUCCUUCACUCCUCUGUGUUUCCAUCCACUCGACACCAUAGACUGAUUCAAUCAUCAUUCAUUUUCAUUUAUUUGCAUUCCAUCCCAUUCAUCUAAUCAAUCUACUUUAUUUCUUCUCUCACGGCAUAUAUUCAUUCCAUUCCAUUCCUUUCCUCACGACAAACUACAUCGACGCAACCCACACAGCCACUUCUCCAACCGCCUAAUCGCAUUCACUCUAUUAUUUAAUCCUCUAUUUCUCACAGAGUGUUCAUCAUGGUCUUAUUCCGCACCAUCUCUCUCUUGGUCGCGGCCUCGGUCCUGUCCCUGACCUGGACCGCUGAUGCUGCUGGUUGCAGAUACAACAACGGUCUUGCCUGUCCAAUGGAAACUCCCUGUUGCAGUCUUCAUGGUCACUGUGGAAACUCUGCCUUAGCCUGCGGAGCUGGCUGUGAUGCAGAAGCCAGUUUCAACGGUGCAUGUGUUCGUUACAACUAUGGAGCUCCUUCAGCCAACAACAACAACAACGAUAAUAACUCCAACGACAAUGGCACUCAACCAAAACCAAAACCCGUCCCUACCCUACCCAAGGGCUCUUUCAAGAUCGUGAGUAACAGUUCUGGAGUAGCGGCUCAACACAUCGCCCUUGUCACACCCACAAAGAUGCUCAUCAUUGACAAGGCCGAGAACAACCCUGCAAAACUCCCCAGCGGUAAAGCCGCUCAUGUAGUCGAAUAUGAUCUCAUCAAGAAUGACUACAGAGUUGUCGACGUAGCCACAAAUACCUUCUGCUCCGGUGGAGGCUUUUUACCCAAUGGUACCUUGAUCAGUGCUGGUGGUGCUGAAUCUCGCAAUUCCCGUACGUUCGAGACUUCGGCAGGCUUCCAAUCUCUUCGAAUGUGGCAACCGUGCGAUGAUGGUUCUUGCACCUUUAUUGAGAACCCUGCAGAUCCUGCAUGGCAAAUGACCGGUAACCGUUGGUAUGUCUCCAUCACCACUUUGCCCUCUGGAGAUCUCUUUGUCCUCGGAGGAAGCAACGAAUCCCUGGCGAUCAACCGACAGGCGACCAAUAACCCGACCUGGGAACUCUACCCCAAACCAUUGGAUUACAAACCUGUUCUGAUGCAGUUCAUGAUCGAUGCCAUGCCCAACAACUUGUACCCUAAUGUCUACACCUUGCCCGAUGGUAAUCUUUACAUCUUUGCCAAUCAGAAAUCAGUCAUCUACAAUGUCCAAACCCAACAAGAGGUCAAACGGUUGCCCGAUAUUCCUGGUGGUCCCCGUUCCUAUCCCCUCACAGGAUCCCAUGUCCUCUUGCCCCUGGAUCCCGCAAAGAACUAUCAACACGAGAUCCUGGUCUGCGGUGGAUCCGAGGCCAUGUCCACACGUGCUAACGCUCUGCAAUCUUGUGGUCGUAUCAAUCUCCAUGCGGAUGACCCUCAAUGGGAGAUGGAUCAGAUGCCCACCCCCCGUCUCAUGUCCGAUGCAGUCAUCCUGGCAGAUGGAAAGAUCAUGCUCCUCAACGGUGCUCAACAGGGCUACGCUGGUUUCCUUCGUGCCUCAAACCCAAUCUACACUCCCGUUGUCUACGAUCCUGAGGCUCCUCUCGGUCAGCGUUUCACAGAAUGGGUGCCUAGCAAUAUUGCACGUAUGUAUCACUCCGUUGCUACACUUUUGCCCGACGGUACUGUCUUUGUGGCCGGAUCCAACCAGAACUCGGAGGUCCGAUAUGAGAACGUCCCCUUCCCUACUGAAUAUCGUGUUGAAUCCUUCACUCCUCCUUAUCUGACCACUGAUCUGGACAGACCCGAGAUUGUGAGCCAGAUCCCAGAGAUGGUGACCUAUGAUCAAAAGCUCGAUAUUACCAUCGACAUCAAGGCCACGGACAAGUACGAGCCCGAGAUCACCUUUAUAUUGGGCCGACGUGGCUUUGUGACCCAUAGCACUCACAUGUCACAGAGAAUGAUCAAGUUGGUGGCAACAAAGUCGAGUGAGGAUGGUACCAAGAUCACUUACUCCGUAGCCAUGCCUCCUAAUGCCAACUUGAUGCCUCCAGGUCCACACUACAUCCAUGUCCUGAACAACGGUGUGCCUUCAGUAGCUGUGCAUCUGCUUUUGAAUUAGAGUAUUUACUUGAGAUUGAAGAUUGAUAUAGAAGCUUUUGUGGAAUUGUGGUAAGGAAAAUGCUUAGAAAAAAGCACUGGUUUGCUUUAAUAAUCAUUUCUCUCUGUCCUGUUCCCUUUCAAAUAAAAAAUAAAAUAAAAUAAAAUAAAAUAGAAUAAAAUAAAAUAAAAUCGACAUUAAC
Messenger RNA from Lobosporangium transversale, 2365 nucleotides. RefSeq names its product glyoxal oxidase N-terminus-domain-containing protein. The transcript is spliced from 3 exons. NCBI's taxonomy places the organism in Eukaryota, Fungi, Mortierellomycota, Mortierellomycetes, Mortierellales, Mortierellaceae. Bases 337 to 2184 code for a protein of 615 amino acids. The record is from RefSeq and is a predicted model, not a curated record.